Xenopus laevis (African clawed frog) is the source of this 2372-nucleotide messenger RNA. It is a transcript of the gene fam50a.S, whose product is annotated as family with sequence similarity 50 member A S homeolog. The record is from RefSeq and is marked provisional. Lineage: Eukaryota; Metazoa; Chordata; Amphibia; Anura; Pipidae.
CUGGAAGCUGGUGGGAGACGCAGAGAGAGCCUUGCGGAGCAGCAGCAGCAGACAUGGCGCAGUACAAGGGGGCCGCCAGUGAGGCGGGGAGGGCGAUGCAGCUUAUGAAGAAGCGGGAGAAGCAGCGAGAGCAGCUGGAACAGAUGAAGCUGAAAAUAGCGGAGGAGAAUGUGGUUAAAGCAAAUAUCAAUAAGAAAUUCUCUGCGCAUUAUGAUGCGGUUGAGGCAGAGCUGAAAUCAAGCACUGUGGGAUUGGUUACCCUUAAUGACAUGAAAGCAAAACAAGAGGCUCUGGUGAAAGAGAGAGAAAAGCAGCUUGCAAAGAAGGAGCAAUUCAAGGACCUCCAGUUAAAGCUUGAAAAGCAGAGGGAAAGAGAGCGAAAAAAAGAGCAGAAGCGCAAAAUAGCCAGCUUGUCUUUCAACUUAGAGGAAGAUGAGGAAUGUGAGGACGAGGAGAGUGAAGAAGAAGACGAAGAAGAAGAAUACGUAGCAGACAAAGAGGACCUGCCUAAGAAGAAGAAGAAGAAGAAGCAGCUUGGGAAAAAUCCAGAUGUGGAUACAAGUUUCCUGCCAGACAGAGACCGCGAGGAAGAAGAGAACCGACUUCGAGAAGAACUGAGACAGGAGUGGGAGUGCAAGCAGGAGAAGAUAAAAAGUGAAGAAAUUGAAAUCACCUUUAGCUACUGGGAUGGCUCUGGGCACCGCCGCACAGUAAAGAUGAAGAAAGGAAACAGUAUCCAACAAUUCCUGCAGAAAGCACUGGAGAUCCUACGGAAAGACUUUAGUGAGCUCCGAUCUGCAGGCGUGGAACAGCUCAUGUACAUUAAAGAAGAUCUCAUCAUUCCACAUCAUCACAGCUUUUAUGACUUCAUUGUGACAAAGGCGAGAGGCAAAAGUGGUCCACUUUUUAACUUUGAUGUUCACGAAGAUGUGCGACUGCUGAGUGAUGCCAGUGUAGAAAAGGAUGAGUCUCAUGCUGGAAAAGUUGUCCUGAGGAGCUGGUAUGAGAAGAACAAGCACAUAUUCCCAGCAAGUCGGUGGGAACCUUAUGAUCCAGAGAAGAAAUGGGAUAAGUAUACGAUCCGGUAAGAAGCCUGGAAGGAAUAGACGUAGACUGACCUGCACUGUGUCUCUGUUCCUGUCUGCCUUUGUAUUCUGCAUCCAAAUUGUUGUACAGUCUUCCCUUCUGCCUACUCAACUGGAUAAUAUAUUUGUCUUGUGUCAAAUGAAUUGUGUGUCCCUGUUAAAGCCUUUACAGAUUUGGUGCAUGUGAGGGUGGUGGCACACGUGGCUACUGGGGGAGAUUACUUGGCCAUUGACAAAUUGCCUCUUCUUCGGGGCGACUAAUCUCCCCUAAAUGCCUUCCCGCUGGCUAGAAUGUCAAUCUCCAGCGGGAUGGCACUAGGAUCGCUUUGGCUUUCCGAAAUUGCCUCAUGAGGAAACUUUGAGCGAUUUUGGAAAGCAGAAUCGAUCCGAGUGCCAUCCCGCCGACGAUUUACAUUGUAGCCAGCGAGAAGGGAGAUUAGUCGCAUGAAGAAGAGGUGAUUUGUCGCUGGCCGAUUUAUCUCUCCCAGUAGCCUUGUGUGCCACUACCCUAACAGAGUAUUCUAUUAUAUUGUUAUUCAUUUCAGUAACUGCUUUAACUUAUGGCAAUCGGUGUGACUUCUGAAGAACUGUAAUGCUAGUGUGAUACAUAGUGCUUGGAGCUGAUGGGGCUCAGCUAGGGUUGCCACCUUGGGGAUUGCGCCUUGCCUGGAAGAACCAGUUGCCGGCUAUGUGCCUGGCUAAGGUCCCAGUCUUACUCAUGGUUCCAGAGUAUUUUCCAAGGAACGAGACGGUAUAUACCCUGUGUGUAACUAGGAUUCGGAAUCACAAUCCCUGUUAAUGUUCAGGAAAUCUUUAUGUACUUUAUUUCAGUAAUUCUGUACUGUUCAGAGGGAAGCAUUGCUAAGACGGGCUACUAUGUGUACAAAUGACAUUGUUCCAUUUGGUCUGGGUUGUAUUCCUAACAGCACUAUUGUGAGAUUGACAGGCCUUACCUGUGUGACAGAACCACUCAUUUGGUAUCACGUGUGUCCAUGCUCUCGUCUGUCUUUCGCCCAUUUAUAAAACCCAUUCGCUUCUGGAAAUUCAAAUAGGGAAAGGUUCCCAUCCGUAUCAAUAGCAACUGUAAAGGCUGCCUAACUGGGGUCAUAUCUCCCUUGAUUAAUAAUGCCCUAUACUUCUCCCACUCUUGGAAGCAGAUAUCAGCAGAGAGAGUAGUUUUGCACACUUUCCAGUGGCAUCAAUUUCUAUGUAGGUUUUCUAUUUUCCCAAAUCCCUGCUGUAGGUAAAAUUAUAGGGGCUGCUUUCAAAGUGCCAUAGAUUUUAGUU